AACCAACAGCUGGUGCAGGAANAGAAACAUCUGGAAACUCGCAUCAUGUGCCAGAACAUCAUUGCAGACUUGAAAUGCCUUCAGAAAGUCUAUGCCCUCGAACCAAAGCACUUCGAUCGUGACACGAUCUGCAAGCAUCUCAAGGAAGUUCUGGCUGAGUAUCGCAUCCUCCGCAACGAUGCAUCCCGUUUUGCGUCCAAUGCCGAGUACGAAGACUUCCUGGCCACCAUGUACACUUUGACCGGAGAAACGGCAAAGGUCAUCCACGCCAUCAAGCGCCGAGAUCAGGUACGACUGAAAGUCCAGGAGGAGACCAUCACAGACACUGCCGAAGAAUCAAACCCCCAUCGCAGAGCACACUUGUCACCUUGGAGUCAGUUCCUCGCACCAGGCUCGCCAUCUUAUGCUGUUGCCCGUUUCUUGGCUCCCUUCGAGACUCGCCCUCCUUCGCACCCCAGCUUCCCAGAAUAUCGCCAUGUCAUCCGCACCUCAUACCAGACUCUUCCUCAAGCAGCUGCUGGAAUCCUGGCAGUAUGGGCUCACGAGUUUGAAGAAGCAAACAACUACUUCCAUCAGCGUUACCCAGAAGAGAGAGAAUUUGCAGGAGCAAUCGAACAAGUCAACGGACAGGGUCCAGAAGAGAAGGCUACCCUCGGCAGAUUCUUGGGUAUGUUGGAGAGAAAGGAUGUUGUUACUCCUUUUGCUGCAAACAGAUGCUACAUUGUUCGUCGCUGGGUCCUUGGAAAGGCGAGCUCUUGA
Aureobasidium uvarum is the source of this 759-nucleotide messenger RNA. The record is from the annotation of a GenBank genome assembly. Lineage: Eukaryota; Fungi; Ascomycota; Dothideomycetes; Dothideales; Saccotheciaceae.